ACGGGAAGUUGGCAGUUGAGAUGGUCCUCCUGUCCAAGUUGACGCUGCCGGGCAACGACAAGCACGGCAAGCCGAACAAGACCCCCAUCACGCAGCUCUCGGCGUCUCAAUGCAUCCAGUGGCUCAACCCACGGCGUCAGGCGCACGGACUGGCCAUGUACAACGCCACCGCGAGCCACAAAUCGCCGACCGUGGAUCAACUGCGCAGUGAAAUCGUCGACGCCGUUCAAAACGGCACGUACAGCCACACCACCAUCCGCCCGUACGACGACGAGGCCGACCACCGGUCCAAGGGCGUUCGAUGGUCGCAGUCCAUGCCCAUCACGCGACAUCAUCUUGCCGCCGCCAACAGCAUUCCGUUCACAGAUUUGUGGACAGCUUCCUUCCAUGGUCGCUUGACAGAAGUGCAGUAUUAUGUGACUCAUGGCGUGGCAGCCGACACGGUCGAGUUUGGGUAUCCGCACCAGACCCCGCUGCACUACGCCACCUCUGGAGGCAACCUUGCCAUGGUCGAGUACUUGUUGGCGAACGGCGGCAACCUGUUGGCGGUCGACUCGAACGGCAACAGUAUGCACUAGUAGUAACUAGUAGUAAUCCUAGCUACUACUUGCUCGUACUACGAACAACUGGGUUUUUCUUGUGGUAGCGCCGGUGCAUUUGGCCAGUCGGUGGGGCCACCGCCACCUCCUCGAGCACUUUACCGACUUAUGCAGCGACGAAACUAUCCUCCAACGUCAGGCCUAGAGUGGGAAAAACCAUGUGGGACAAACUCCACCAGCUAUGGCCACCAACCAAGACGUUACUACGUACUAUUAACAGUGUUUAUACUAGCCAUACUAGUUAACGAGUACAUUACGUCAAUGCCGUGUACUUGGUGUACUCGGGGGACUUGGCUUGAUUGAACCGAGCAAUGUACUUCCACACAACCCCCAGCAGAGCCACCGACAAGACAGUCACAACCACAAUCUUAAAUGUCCAUGACGCCGACGGGCGCGGAGGGGUCAGUAG
Molecule: messenger RNA, 1008 nt
Organism: Aphanomyces astaci
Lineage: Eukaryota; Oomycota; Saprolegniomycetes; Saprolegniales; Verrucalvaceae
Exons: 4
Coding region: 21-578 (185 amino acids)
Molecular function (GO): protein binding
Source: RefSeq, a predicted model, not a curated record